Sitodiplosis mosellana (orange wheat blossom midge) is the source of this 768-nucleotide messenger RNA. RefSeq lists its product as uncharacterized. Lineage: Eukaryota; Metazoa; Arthropoda; Insecta; Diptera; Cecidomyiidae. The coding region runs from base 222 to 725 and encodes 167 amino acids. The record is from RefSeq and is a predicted model, not a curated record. The transcript has 4 exons.
UCUGUCAAGCUCACAUUUUAGAGGAACACACGAAUCGAAUAUAUUGUGAAAAUUUCUUCAAAAAAAUAUUUAAAAAUGGCAAGUCGUGGCAGUAUAUCUGAUAAUUUCCAGAAAUAUCAUCUCGACCUUUAUUCUCAAGCACAAUUUUGUGGCGUUUUGUGUUGUUUUGUGCUGUUCUGUUUCGUUUCUCCAUGUAAUUUUCUUAUUUUUUGAUAGACGAAAUGGUUUCGGGUGGAGAUAAACUACCUAUAAAGACAGAACUAGAUGAAAUUGAGGAAUUUCAUAUAAAAUCCGAAGUGGGUAGAUCGCAUGUGGUCAAGGGAAUUUCUUCUCUAACUGAGGUUAAUAACUGGAUAACUGCUCUUUACGAGCAAAUUCUGACGAGACUAAGCGAUAUGAGAAGCAAUCAACGUAAUGUUCGACUGCUUGCUUGCAGCAGACAGUGUAACAAUAUUAUAGACUCAAUGUUGAAGAAGAUUGACGACUACGAAGCCAAUUUUGGGUACAGCCAAGAUAACACUCGCCAACAACCAAUGGCAAUAGGAUCAUUAGCAUGGUACGAAAUGUUUGUGGGCUUACUGCUUGAGCACGGAAGAAUUUUAAUUGAAGAAACUAACGCAAAUGUUCUCGACGGCAAUGCAGUCUCACGCCAAUUCAUUCGGAACUUGAAUUUAUUGGAUAAGUUCAGAGCAAAGGGCAGAUCACGUUUUCCCAACGAUGUAUAGAAUUUCGAUUCGAAUAAAUGUGAAAAAGAAUUUUCUUUAAAAA